AUGUCAGAAGAUUCUCAGCACAGCCAAGUAUGCCUAAAAUAUUACAGUCUUUGUCUUACUACAAAGAGGCAGUCUCUGCUUCGUGAGCAAGUACAGACCUGCUUCCUCUGUGGAGAAGGUCUUGUUGCCCAGAAGCCUCUAGUGGCCUCAUCAUUUUCUUUGUAUCCCCUCAAAGAAAAAAAUCUGGGUGAAUCUUUAGUUUCAGGCCGUCGACAGUGGUGGCCACCACAUGGAACUGUUAAGGUGAAAUGUCCAUAUAAGAAAGUAGACUUGAGUUGGUUCAUUGGAACUGUGAACCCCUGCCCCGGUUUAUAUCAACCCAUCUGUGGCACUAAUUUUGUAACCUAUGAAAACCCCUGCAUCUUGUGUAUUGAGAGCCUGAAAUCUCGGGGGGAAAUUAGGUUUCAAAAUGAUGGAAAAUGCUAG
Messenger RNA from Callorhinus ursinus (northern fur seal), 426 nucleotides. RefSeq names its product serine peptidase inhibitor Kazal type 14 (putative) (gene SPINK14). Gene Ontology annotation, molecular function: protein binding. NCBI's taxonomy places the organism in Eukaryota, Metazoa, Chordata, Mammalia, Carnivora, Otariidae. The record is from RefSeq and is a predicted model, not a curated record.